AAUUUACAUUGCAAACAGCUCAACUCCAUAGCCUCAUUACUGCGAAAUAUCGACAACUCACAAUGUGUGCCUACAUCCGCCAGCUUACGAAAUGCGAAAACUGCAGCGAAAUCCUAAUGGAUGACAGUUCGCGUGCAUACCAAUGCCAAACUAACAAGGAAGGCCGUCCUUGCCAAGAUGUAUUUCUAACCUUGGGCACCAAAUAUGUCGGCCCAGAUAAGUGUCCCCCGUGUGUGACGAAAGGGGAGGAGAGGAAGAAGAAGGCAAAGGAAGCGGGCAGGUGAUUGGAUAGAUUGCAUUCACGGGCACUGGAACACAACGUAACCGAUGUGUGAUUUUCAAUGUGAUACAGUUUAGUUCAAUAGAAUCGUUUCCAUCUCCUCG
Fusarium graminearum PH-1 is the source of this 384-nucleotide messenger RNA. RefSeq lists its product as uncharacterized. The transcript has a single exon. NCBI's taxonomy places the organism in Eukaryota, Fungi, Ascomycota, Sordariomycetes, Hypocreales, Nectriaceae. The record is from RefSeq and is a predicted model, not a curated record. The coding region runs from base 63 to 284 and encodes 73 amino acids.